This is a messenger RNA of Lontra canadensis (Northern American river otter), 639 nucleotides long. Its product is annotated as peptidyl-prolyl cis-trans isomerase FKBP3-like. The transcript has 2 exons. Lineage: Eukaryota; Metazoa; Chordata; Mammalia; Carnivora; Mustelidae. Bases 1 to 615 code for a protein of 204 amino acids. The record is from RefSeq and is a predicted model, not a curated record. Gene Ontology annotation, molecular function: peptidyl-prolyl cis-trans isomerase activity.
AUGGAUCCUAGAAACAGGAGAGUGACAGUAGACAUCAGCCACCCUAGUUGCCAGCACACAAGGACAUCUGAAAGAAGUAACCUGAAUUUGGCCAAGACAGCUAACAAGGACCAUUUGGUUAUAGCCUACAACCAUCUUUUUGAAAGUAAGCAUUUCAAGGGUACGGAAAGUAUAAGUAAAGUGUCUGAGCAGGUGAAAAAUGUGAAGCUUAAUGAAGAUAAACCCAAAGAAACCAAGUCUGAAGAGACUCUGGAUAAGGGUCCACCAAAAUAUAUAAAAUCUGUUCUUAAAAAAGGAGAUAAAACCAACUUUCCCAAAAAGGGUGAUGUUGUUCACUGCUGGUAUACAGGAACACUACAAGAUGGGACUGUUUUUGAUACUAAUAUUCAAACAAGUUCAAAGAAGAAGAAAAAUGCCAAGCCUUUAAGUUUUAAGGUUGGAAUAGGCAAAGUUAUCAGAGGAUGGGAUGAAACAGUCUUAACUAUGAGUAAAGGAGAAAAGGCUCGACUAGAGAUUGAACCAGAAUGGGCUUAUGGAAAGAAAGGACAGCCUGAUGCCAAAAUUCCACCAAAUGCAAAACUCAUUUUUGAAGUAGAAUUAGUGGAUUUUGACUGAAAUAGCAGUGCUUCAGAUAUAAUG